Molecule: messenger RNA, 758 nt
Organism: Panicum hallii
Lineage: Eukaryota; Viridiplantae; Streptophyta; Magnoliopsida; Poales; Poaceae
Exons: 2
Coding region: 42-485 (147 amino acids)
Source: RefSeq, a predicted model, not a curated record
ACAACAGCGAUCCAGAUGCUGUAGAGUUCUUUGGGGAAUGUAUGAAUAGUUCCAAAAAUGGUCGCACUCCUCUUGCCAAUGAAAUAUAUGAACGGAUGGUGGCAGAGAAGGAUAGAGAGCCAGAAGAAGGAGAAGCAAAAAAAUCUCCCACCAAGAUUGUUGAUGAAACUCUUAGCGAGAUCAGCCGCUCAUCCACAUUUCUUCCUAACAUUGGUGCCCCUCAACCAUCAAAGAAUGCUCAGUCCUCAUCGACAGCAGCACAAGCACGCAUCCAAGCUGAGUUUGAGGCAAGCCUCCAAGCUGAAAGAGAGGAAGCUGCUAGGAAGCGGGAAGAGUUGCAGGCACAGCUUCAAGCUCAGCAGGCCGCACUUGAAGAAAACCAAAAUUUGCUGCGGCAGACCCAAGAGGAAGUGAGGGGGAUGACUAGCAGGUUUGAGGAGACUAAUGCGCUGCUGCGAGCUGUCCUGAAACUUCAGAAAGAUUGAGGUAUGACUGCAGUUUCUGAGGAUGAGGCCUUUGUCUAAGCUUUUGCUACAUUGCUUCAACUUAGUCUGUGCUUGGAACUUUGUGAGAACUAUAUGCCAUCUGGUUGUAUGUUAGAUUGUGCCAUAUAUUUGUUUGUUUGCUGGAACCUGGAACAAUGUGCUGCAACCUAGAAUCUGGAACUAUGUGGUUGAACAAGUAUGCUGCAAGUUUGUGGUUGGAACAUGUGUAUCCAUGAUGGCUUCAGUGAAUUGUGUCGACCUGUGAAUUCUGAA